Rangifer tarandus platyrhynchus (Svalbard reindeer) is the source of this 636-nucleotide messenger RNA. Lineage: Eukaryota; Metazoa; Chordata; Mammalia; Artiodactyla; Cervidae. The record is from the annotation of a GenBank genome assembly.
AUGCAGAUGAACACGCUGACUUGGAGCCCCAGAGCUGGGUUUAUUCAUUAUUCAAAGUUAUGUAAAUGCCACUGGGUCCUGCAUGUUAGAAUCCUGCCCCUUGUCCCUGCUGCUUCUUCCUGCCUGACAGAUCCAGCCCGCCUUCUGCCUCUCCUCGCCCCUCAGGAGUGUACAUUCAUUUGCCCUACCCAGAAUCCCAUUUCAGACUCUACCUGCUCUCUAGCCACAAGUCUUCCUGAAGCUUGUUGGCAGGUCCUGGCCAUCAGGCAAGAUUGUGUGUGCGCGCUCAGUCAUUCAGCCGUGUCUGACUCUUUGACUCUAUGGACGGAUAGCCUGUCAGGCUCCUCUGUCCAUAGAAUUUUCCAGGCAAGAGUAACUGGAGUGUGUUGCCAUUUCCUGCUCCAGGGGAUCUUCCCAACCCAGGGCUCGAACCCAUGUCUCCUAAGUCUCCUGCAUUGGCAGAUGGGUUCUUCACCACUGAGCCCCCUGGGAAGCCCAUCAGGUAAGACUAUACAGGCCCAAAUAGAUGGACUUCUUAUUUCUAAACAUUUCCAAGGAAAAAAUACCCUGAGUGCUUAUAUAUGUGUUUUAAUAUCUCAAAAAUCUGUUUACUUAGUGAUUGGGUGGAUUUCCUGA